Scophthalmus maximus (turbot) is the source of this 4271-nucleotide messenger RNA. Its product is annotated as platelet-derived growth factor subunit A-like. Gene Ontology annotation, cellular component: membrane. The record is from RefSeq and is a predicted model, not a curated record. Gene Ontology annotation, molecular function: platelet-derived growth factor receptor binding; growth factor activity. NCBI's taxonomy places the organism in Eukaryota, Metazoa, Chordata, Actinopteri, Pleuronectiformes, Scophthalmidae. The transcript has 9 exons. Gene Ontology annotation, biological process: platelet-derived growth factor receptor signaling pathway; positive regulation of phosphatidylinositol 3-kinase/protein kinase B signal transduction; positive regulation of cell migration. The coding region runs from base 2880 to 3482 and encodes 200 amino acids.
AGACGACCAAUAGCCUUAAUAUAGUUAAGGCUAGCAGUCACUGGCAACAGGCGUCAACAAGUCAUUUCAUAUUGGUGACAAAGAGACGAUCAUCAGCUAAUAUGGUUCAGGCUAGCAGUCACUGGAAACAGGCGCCAACAAGUCAUUUUGAUGUUGGGACGGCAUGUUCGGUGGGAAAGCCGCUUGCUGGCACCAGACACUGCUGAAGUGCUCCUGAGCAAGGUCACCAAAGCCCGGUACGGAGAAGAAUAGAAGAAGAAGAUAGAAGAAGAGAACCAGUGGGGAUGCAUCGGAGGAGAAGCCGCUGAUGCUGCCAGGAGGAAGUGACAGCGUCAUGGCAGGAGUGUCGCCGGUCAAGAUCCAAAUCGGUUCUGAACAAUCCUCCGCCCCCAUCCUCCAUUCCGGUUCUUUGUCUUUCUGUGUGUGUGUGUGUGUGCGUGUGCGUGUGCGUGUGUGUGUGCGUGUGUGUGUGAGGCUGUUCUGGGGAGAUGGAGGGAGAGAGGUUUUCUGUUGUGAUGGUAUUAGCCCCUGUCAAGCUAAAUGGGCUUUAAUUGGGGGAAUGUUUGGUGCAACACAGGCUGGAGUUUCUGUCUCACACACACACACACACACACACACACACACACACGCGCUCGCUCGUCCAGUCACCCCACUGCCGUCUUCUUUCAUCCAAAUAGGCUCCAUCUCGGAAUCAACAGGCGUCUCAUCUCUUCCUCUCUUACCGUCACUGUCUUCCACUGUCUUUUUUUUUUCCCACUCUUCCUGCUUUUUCCCGCCUCUCUCUUUUUCUCCUCACUUGCCCUCGUGUCUUUGUCCUCGCAGGAACCUGUAUCACAUUUGAAAUAACCAUGUACGGUCAAAUUAAGGAUAUUGGAUAAGUAGCUGUAGUGUGUGUGUGUGUGUGUGUGUCUGUGUCUGUGUCUGUGUCUGUGUGUGUGUGUGUGUGUGUGUGUGUGUGUGUGUGUGUGUGUGUGUGUGUGUGUGUGUGUGUGUGUGUGUGUGUGUGUGUGUGUGUGUGUGUGGAAAGUGAGACAGACAAAAGGGAGACCAAAUGUGUACGUGCAUGUUUGAAUGCUGGAGGCUGGAUUUCUAGAUUCCAGCGCCGCUUUACGAAGCUUUAGCUCUCGGAAGUUUUUUUUUUUUUGGUACAUUCCCUCAACAAUCUGCCCGACUAAGAAAUGGGUGAAUGCAGACUCAAGUUUGACACGACACACAUCACAGCACCGUGCCGGGCGGUGUGUGUGCACGUCUGUGACCGGGUCAGCGUGGGAAGGGGGAGCGAAAGCAUGUUGGUGUGUCUGGAUGAGCAAACCGGUGUCAGGUAAGAACGAGAUGUGAUUGAUGAUCACUCCGCGGCUCAGCCUCGGCUCAGGUGCGCUGCGUGGUUGACAUGCUCAGAUAAGGGGCCCGACCCCCCGGGGUGGGAGCGUCGCAGCACAGGCCCAACACCAGGUCACAUGUCAAGGACUUGACCUCCUGGGACGAAACGGCACGUGUUGUUUUUGUAUUGUCUUCUGAUUUAGAAAAACGUUCUUGGUGUGCCGGAAGCCACGGGAUUUGAAAAGAGAGCAAAGGAGAAAGAAAGAAAGAAAAGAAGCAGAAGACAAAUCCAAUAUGAUCCAUCCGGUCCAAUCAGCCAGAGGAAAGAGACGGAGCAUCGAGAAGACUGAGCCACUUCAGACUCGCCAACAUUUCGUAGCCUACAGGUUGCAUCCAUCCAUCCAUUCUUGUCUCAUGACUGACUGUUUCCUGAUUCCUGUUCGCGCAGCGCAUGGGAAGCUUUUGGUGAACCUUUGACCUUGUGUAUAGCGCACGCACACACUCACACACACACGCACACACACAUCACCAACCCUCCCUCUCUCUCUCAGGGCAGUCUAUCUCCGGUCUGGACACUCAUUUAUGAGCUUUAUUACACAGCAAUUAAACACUGACACACACGCACACACACACAGGAGAGGAGGAUAGUUUUUGGGGGAAGUUUGGCCAUUGACUUCAUUGGUAACUGAUUCACAAAUGUUGUUUCCUUUAGGUGGGUGAUGAAUUCGACCAAAUAGUGAUAGUUAAUCAUAGUAGAGUGAGGUGUGUGUGUGUGUGUGUGUGUGUGUGUGUGCGCGCGCCCCCCCCCCGUUUACUUUCUUCUCCCGUGCUGUGGAUCUUCUAUUGUGCAGUGCGCGUUCCCGGCGCGCCGCCACGGUCGCGCGCACAUCUAUAUCCUGUGACUGAAAGUCUCCCGACUUCAUUCAACCCGGAGAUCUCACGAGACACCAUCCAACUCCUCUGGGAGUGUUGGUGCAGAGAGCGCUUUCCUUCCCCCCCCCCCUACCUCCCUCUUGUCGCUUCUCCGCGCGUCCUCCUCAUUCUGGAAAAUUCCAAGUGAAAUGAUUUUUAUUACAAAUUGUUCCAAGUUGCAGCUCCGCCGCUGCAGGACGCACAUGAGCAGAUGUGAUGUGGAACAAGUGAGGACAGCGCGAUGGAAACCGUCGGAUGCGUGAGUGUGAAAGGGACAGUUUGGGGACUUCCAGUGGGGACCUGCAGCCGGACGUCGACCUGACCCCCACUGGGGUUCGAUGACUUGACUUCAUGGUCACUUCUAUAUUCACGAUCCCACUUCUCUUUACACCGACAGCGAUUUACUGCGGAUGCAGGAGCAGAAUAGGAUUGAAUCCCUGCCUCAUCCGCGCUUCACCCCGGAGGUUUUUAUCAAAGACUCGCCCCCAAUUUUUUUUUGAAAUUCUCUUUUCACUGAGGCUGGUGGUGCUGGUGGUCUGUUCCCCCAGAGGGAUGCUUCUGGGCCCCCGGGGCCAGGGAGCGACAGCCCGGCUCCUGCAGCGGACCACCGCCUCGUCCUGGUGCCUAUGCCGCGGACCUGAGAGGAGAUGAGAGCCGCGAUUGUCCACCUCCUCGCCGGCUGCCUCUGCCUGUUACGCGCCGCCGCCGCUGAGGAGUCUCCUCUUCCCCGGGAGCUGUUGGAGCGACUCUCCCGCAGCGACAUCCGGAGCAUCAGCGACCUCCAGCGGCUGCUAGACAUAGACUCCGUAGAGAACGAGGUGAUCGAGGAGACCAAACACAUCUACCACAAGGACUUCUCUCACAGAUACCCCGACCUGAAGAGAGCACACACACACACCAGACACAGGCGGAGCAUUGUGGUAGAGGAGGCCAUGCCGGCGGUGUGCAAGGUGCGGACGGCGAUCUACGAGAUCCCCAGGAGCCAGGUGGACCCCACCUCGGCCAACUUCAUCAUCUGGCCGCCGUGCGUGGAGGUGAAGCGCUGCACCGGCUGCUGCAACACCAGCAACAUGAGGUGUCAGGCGGCCCGCAAGCACCACCGCACGGUCAAGGUGGCGAAGGUGGAGUACGUGCGGAAGCGGCCCAAGCUGAGGGAGGUGCAGGUGAGGCUGGAGGAUCACCUGGACUGCAUGUGCUCCAACAAACGCCACAUCAGCCCGAGUGCAGACACAGACAAUGGCAUCAGGUGAAGACAGACAGAGAGAGAGAGAGAGAGAGGGGGAUUGAUGAAGGAGUGGAGAGGACAGAGAAUUGGACGACGACGACGACGGCCUGAAGCAGAAAAACAAAGACAAGCACCUUUUUUGCCUCUUGACAUCCCGGCCGCCCGGCUGCAGGCGGGCGACUGCGAGCGCUUCGACGGAAUACAUCCUGAACCCUUUCGGAGAGAAUCCCUCGACUCGCGUGAACCUCGCGGACGCUUUGAAACCUCGAGUGCGACAGACACUCGAAGGUUUCGCCUCCGACGCACAGAGGGAGCUGAUUUAAGACGCUGGAAGACGCGCGAACACCGCCCCCCGGAGGCAGUGAGGUGCAUUCUGGGAUACCGGGAGGACUUAUUGUUCCGCGCCGCGUUCCUACCGCAGAGUAUAAACCGCUCAGUGACUGGGAUUAUAAACUGGGUGGAAUCCUUUUCUAGAAAACAGUGACUGGGAUUAGGUUUUGUACUCAGAGACUUACUCUUCCUCAGCGACACACACACACACACACACACACACACACACACACACACACACACGCAGUAUAUCCUCUUAUUUUUGUAACCUCUCAUUUUCUAUCGCUGUCUGUUUCUAUUUGCGUAUGUUAUCCACAUCGAGGACGGAGGGACAAAGACGCUCCUGACGUGUUGCUGAUACUAAUAAACUAUUUAUGUAAAAACAAAAGUGUGGAUGGGAAAAAAAAAACAGGUUUGUCACAAAAUUACUUGUGCGACGGAAGGAUUUCAGGAUUCGUUUUAAUGCAAACGGGAACUGAACAGG